Molecule: messenger RNA, 4824 nt
Organism: Haliotis rubra (blacklip abalone)
Lineage: Eukaryota; Metazoa; Mollusca; Gastropoda; Lepetellida; Haliotidae
Product: ionotropic receptor 25a-like
Exons: 15
Coding region: 167-2971 (934 amino acids)
Biological process (GO): modulation of chemical synaptic transmission; synaptic transmission, glutamatergic; monoatomic ion transport
Cellular component (GO): postsynaptic membrane; plasma membrane
Molecular function (GO): transmitter-gated monoatomic ion channel activity involved in regulation of postsynaptic membrane potential; glutamate-gated receptor activity
Source: RefSeq, a predicted model, not a curated record
AGGAUUCGUGUCCGUCCCGUGGUAAAUAAUUCAGUUGGUUGAUGUGCUGAUCUGCGUCACGCGGCUCUUGUAUGAAUGUAUCGAUCUCGGUAGUGUUGAUAUACCACAGUGAAAGGACAGGUAGAGCAGAGCCAGGCCCUUCAUACAGGUAGACAGGAAUACCGACAUGGCGACGUUCACAAUGGCAACCUUGGUACUCGUUGUGGUUGUGGUCGUAAUUCUACCCCAUGGCACCGGUGCCGAAAACGUACCGCCAACAAUAGUUGUCAUCCUGGAUGAAAUCAUAGAGAAACAGAACGACAAGAUCCCUGAUAUACUGGACCGAUUCAACAGACAAGACAACCCGUCAGUUACAUUCCAGCUCGUCAACUCGCAAAACAAUGACUCACUUGGCACACUAGAUAAAGUAUGUGACAGAGUGAGGGACGGUGUGGUGGGCAUCAUCGACAUCACAUCCCCAAGUGUCGCGCCCUUGAUGAGGUCCUUUGCGAGCACACUCGGCAUUGCUUACACCUCCAUCGUCGACAGCUCCUACUACCGCUACUCAAGCGGCGACAGCAGCAUACACUUCGAGGUGGAACCUACUUCAGUCGAGUUGCUACGUGUCGUCGCAGCCAUUGUUCGCAAGGAGAAUCUGAACAAUGUUGCCAUUGUCUAUGAUGAAUCUUUCGACAUCCAGAACACCCCCCGGCGAGUGCUGACCAAUGUUCCGGCCCAGCAUCUGUACGUCCGCCAGACGUCCGAUCAAGAGGAGACCAAGAGGCAGCUGAAGAUGCUGCAGGACAUCGAGAUCAAGAACAUCUUCAUCAUCUCCAACGUUGACAACGCUGAAAAGUUCCUCGGCUCGGCGGACAAGCUGGCUAACAGUAACUUUGACGUCAACUGGUUUGUGCUGACGAAGGACUACACGCUGGUGUGUGGGGAGUGUCAGAAAGCAAUAGUUGUCAACGAGAUCGUUGCCAGUUCGGACUACCCUGCCGACAGCGCAUACUAUGAGCAGUUUAUGGAUUCCAACAGAGCAUCCAUGAAGGUAGACGAAGCCCUCGUGUAUGACAUUGGAAUGAUCACGAAGAAGGCUGUGUCCAUGUUCCGCGAUCUCCGGCCCAUCACCUACUCCGACUGCUACAACGUUUCCGAGCCGAAUGUCACGGACUUAGCACAGAGCCAGAACCUCACUCAAGCUCUUAAAGAGAUAUCAUGGAAUGGAGUGUAUGGGGCACUAUCCCUUCAACAAGGCAUUCUUCGCUACAACUUCUCUUUGAAAAUCAACAGAAUUGAAUUUGAUGGAGGGGACGACAAUAACAAGAACAUGGUCGGCAACUGGACGGAGCAGACUGGCCUGUCCCUCAGUGUGGCGUCCCUGACCACGUCAAGCACCAAGAGACACUACAGGGUCGUCACUGUCCCAGGCAUGCAUCCGUUUGUGUAUAAGGAAGGAGGCGAGAACGGCACAGAGCCUAAAUACUCCGGUUACUGCAUUGAGCUGUUGGACAAGAUUGCUGACCGGAUGAGCUUCACCUAUGAGAUAUACGACAGCCCUGACGGCUUGGUCGGCUCCAUGGCGUCUGAUGGAAGCUGGAGUGGCCUCAUCAAUGAACUCAUUCAGAAGAGAGCUGAAAUAGCAGUCGGUCCAAUCUCAGUGAUGGCAGAGCGGGAGAAUGUGGUGGAUUUCACUGUUCCCUACUAUGAUCUGGUAGGCUUGACUAUCCUGAUGAAGAAGCCGAGCUUUGACUAUUCCCUGGUCAAGUUCCUCAGCGUCCUGGACGAGGAUGUGUGGGGAUGCAUCAUUGGCGCUUUCUUCCUCUUCAGCAUCCUCAUCUGCGUCUUUGACAAACUCAGCCCCUUCAGCUACCAAAACAGCAAGCAAGAAUGGAAUGGGGAUGGCCCCGAACCUAGAGUGUUCUCGUUGAAGGAAGGCAUCUGGUUCUGCAUGAUGUCACUGACGCCGCAGGGGGGAGGAGAGACGCCACGUGCGUUGUCAGGGCGACUGAUUGCUGCCACCUGGUGGCUGUUUGGUUUCAUCAUCAUCGCCACAUACACCGCCAAUCUGGCUGCCUUCCUGACAGUGUCCCGUCUGGAGACACCGAUUGAGUCCCUCGAUGACCUCUCGAAGCAAUUCAAGGUCAAGUAUGCACCUAUGAAUGGCAGCAACGCCCAAAUCUACUUCCAGCGAAUGGCGGAUAUUGAAAACAAGUUCUACGGUAUAUGGAAAGACAUGUCUCUCGACGACAACCUGGACGUGGUGUCACGGGCCAAGCUGGCAGUGUGGGACUACCCCGUGAGCGACAAGUACACCAAACUCUGGGAAACCAUGAAGACGUCUCUGUUCCCUAGCAACAAGCAUGAGGCCGUCAAAAGAGUCCUUACUGGAGAAUUUGCUUUCAUUGCGGACGCCACCGUCAACAAGUACUCCACCCUGACGGACUGCGACCUGUGGGAGGUGGGGGAGGAGUUCUCAAGGAAGCCCUAUGCCCUGGCGGUGCAGGAGGGGUCGCCUCUGCGGAGUCAGCUGUCUAACAUUAUCCUGCAGCUGAUCAACCAGAGAGAACUGGAAGAAAUGAAGACCAAAUGGUGGAGGAAAGAUCAAAAAGAGUGCCCAAAGAUCGAAAACGAGAGCGACGGCAUCAGCAUCAAAAACAUCGGCGGAGUCUUCCUCGUAAUCGUCAUCGGCUCCGGCCUGGCUCUCAUCACUCUGGCCCUGGAGUGCUACUGGUACAAGUACAAGCCGAAACAGAAGAAGAAGCUGUACAACAUCAACUCUCAGACCAACCUGACCAAGAACACUGUGUCGUCGGUAACGCUGCCUAAUGGCAUAGAAAAUGGAGGCUUCGAAACUACUUUUGAGAGCAUGUUUGAUAAGGAGAAGAAGGAAGAAGAAAACAGGGUUAAUGGAACUAUCGACAAGGGGAAGAACGAGAAGGAGGACGGAUACAUCAGUGGAGGGUUCCUGGAAAUGGUGGAACGUCUUUGAGACUGAAAGUCUCCUGUUUGUUGAUGCCAAAAGUCGCCGAGGGAGAUUUCCCCAAACAGUUCAAUGCUAGCAUACAAGUAGCACCAGUGUUUUACUAAUCAUUACGCACUAGGAAGUCGUUACCAGUAAUAACAUCCGUGUGGUUUAGUGUAAUUAGAGAUUUACUAUUGAUGUUAUCAUACAUGUUUGUAACAAGUGUUUAUACCUGGGAUCAUAUUUCUAACAUCAUAUAAUUAUUGUUUUUAUGUGAUGAUGUGUCACGUUUGCAAAAGCCUUGACCUUCAUCUGACCCAACGUCAGUCAUUGAAACCGAAACCUUCAUUAUUUUGUGACUAUACUCGACUAAUAUGUUGGAGAUCAUAAACGUUUUAACCUGUGUGUACAGCCUAUCAACACAUCAACAGAAACAUAUGAGCCUUCAACUUUUGUGUUCAGUGUAGAAUCUCAUGUCCUCACGGUAAUAAGCCAUUGUUCUUUGUUAGGCAUCUUUAUUGAUCCAGUUCCGUCCAGUGUGUGACCAGUGUUUUACAGUGUUUUUAUAUAUGUUAUGGAGUAAUUUGUGGUUGUACAGACCAUCACAGUAACGUUAAAAGCAAGCAUCACCGAAGUGUCUUUCAUGGCGUUUUCUUAGACAAGUUUUGCAAAUAUGCCUUGCUCAUCUUGUUUUACCGUUCAUAUAACUGUAGAUCCUGUUCAAUAACACCGUAUAUAUCUUUGCCUAUUAAUUGUUUUGGUCUUGCUUAUAUGAAGGCUAUGGUAUAUAUUUGACGCAUAUCAUGUAUGCUUUUGUACUCUCGUCGAUAUGGUUUAUUCAGGACGUUUGGGUAGUCUAGUGUUUAAACAUUCGCCACAAAGACGAAGACCCGGGUUUGAUUCUGCACAUGGGUGCAGUAUGAUUCCAUUCUGUCAAAGAUAUGACAAUGGAACCCAUGACGUUUGUUGAACAAACAGUUACAAUUUAUCACCAGACAUGUCAGUGCCUUAGGUAUUUAUACUAAUAACUAUGCCACAAAAACAUCCGUCACAUGUUCGACCUGACAAUCUGUUAAUAUACUGUACCCCCAACACCACAAUCCCCAACCCAUUACCCUUCCUUUAGGCGCAGCUGUCGUAUAAGGAGGUCAAGGUCAAAGCAAUAUCAAUUGACCCGAGUACGGCGACUUUCUUUAAUCAUUGUCACAAAUCAUGGGCAAUACCGUUCAGUUCUAUGUAUUAGGAUUGACACCUGGUGUCUGUGACGUUAUGACGCUACGUUAAUAAGAUUACGAUAAGUAAAUGUUUUAUAUAACAUCCCGAAAAAUGUACUGUUCUUAUACACAUGUGAUUACAUUUAUAUUUCAUUUUUCGCGCUGAUAAAUCAAGCAACGAGCUAACAUUUGCAAAUAUUAUUUUAUAGCUGUUGCUUAACGAGGAAGAGUUUUAUCACUACAGAAGCUGAUUUCCAAAAAGUUCCAAGGGAGCGUCCCUUUGGACUGAAAUAGAUCCUUUCCGGGCGGAUCUCUUUGGGUUCAACUUGAACCAUAAAACCAUCUGCAUACUAUUAGCCCAGGACGGAUUCAGAUCAGUGCGUCUGUAUAUAGAUUAACAAUAUCUCGCACCCAGAUUUUGUUAAUCCAAAGUUUAAUUACAUGUGCAUCUUCACACCAAAUAGCACCGUACGGAUUAACGAGUGUCAUUGUUCCCAACACCUGAUACAUUUUAAGCUACGUGCUCACUUUGCGUCGUUGAUGAAGUAUUUCCUCUACAUGGUUUCGUGAUGUAUUCACAGUAAGCGCAGGAAAUUCCAUGUCUUUGUGUAUUUCACAUUUAUCAUGUAUUAUGUUGUUUCAACAAAAUUAUUCUAUUUUUUAAGU